CAGUCCACGUGAUCUACAGUGUAUAUUGAGUAGUCUAGUUCAGUCGUGCCUUCCCAUUUUCCAAAACCCCCAUGCUAGUUUCUUCAGUUUUCUCUCAAACUAAAAGCUUCCAUCUUCUUCUUCUUCUUCCUCUGAACCCUCCUAGAUCCUACAGUCUUUACUCUUCAGGAUCUCCACCAUCAUGAUGAUUUCUUACUGAACAAAUCAAUCCACCCAAAAGAAAGAACAUAGUAAUCUCCGGCUUCUUCUUCGAUCUGUCCUCCCAGGCCAAGUAAACUAUGGGUGUAAUUUCAAGGAAGAUAUUCCCAGCUUGCGAGAGUAUGUGUAUAUGCUGCCCUGCACUUAGGUCAAGAUCUCGACAACCCGUCAAACGCUACAAGAAAUUACUGGCUGAAAUUUUCCCCAAAUCAAAUGAUGAGCUUCCAAAUGAGAGGAAGAUCGUCAAGCUUUGUGAAUAUGCAGCCAAAAAUCCUUUUAGAAUUCCAAAGAUUGCAGAAUAUCUUGAAGAAAGGUGUUAUAAGGAACUGCGAAAUGAUCAUGUUAAAUUUAUUACCAUUGUUGGGGAAACUUAUAACAAGUUAAUUUCCAUGUGUAGAGAGCAAAUGGUGUAUUUUGUUGUCAGUUUGCUGAAUGUUGUAACCCAACUCUUGGAUAGCCCUAAACAAAAUGUUGUAAGGAUAAUUGGUUGCCAAACCCUAACCAGGUUCAUUUAUAGUCAGGUGGAUGGAACUUACACCCAUAAUAUCGAGAACAUGGUUCAAAAAGUAUGUAUGCUAGCUCGUGAGACUGGGCAAGAUAGUGAAAAAUGCAGCUUGAGAGCCUCAAGCAUGCAAUGCCUUUCAGCAAUGAUGUGGUUCAUGGUGGAGUUCUCAUAUGUUUUUGAUGAUCUUGACGAGAUUGUGUCUGUCACUUUGGAUAACUAUGAGCCAAAUACGCAAAGUGAAAAUGACGAUGAAAAAGGUGAACCACAUCACAAUUGGGUGGAUGAGGUUGUGAGAUGUGAAGCAAGGAAUGGCGGUGUGGCUGGUAGUGAGUUGAUGAUCACUAGCUCUAUAAUCACCAGACUUCGACCUGAAAAGAAAGAUGCUUCCCUUUUAACCAGGGAGGAGAUUGAGGAUCCUAAAGUAUGGGCACAGAUAUGCAUACAAAGAAUGGUGGAAUUGGCGAAAGAAAGUUCAACAAUGCGUCGGGUACUAGACCCGAUAUUCGUUUGCUUAGAUACUAAACGACAGUGGAUUCCUCGUCAGAGUUUGUCUACGACGGUUUUGUCUGACAUGUGCUAUUUUACAGAUAAUACAGUGAGUAGGCAAUUAGUUCUAGCUCUUCUUGUUCAUCACUUGGACCACAAAAAUGUUUACCACGAUCCACAAAUUAAGUCGAAUAUAAUCCAAAUCGCCACUGGUUUGGUUCAGCAAAUCAGAUCUGAGGGUGUGAUAACCGAUAUUGGAUUUGUCAGCGAUCUCUGUAGGCAUUUGAGAAAGAGUCUUCAAGCAACGUCUGACUCUGUUGGAGAGCAAGAACUAAACAUGAAUAUCACACUGCAGAAUGCUAUUGAAAAUUGCUUGCUGGAGACUGCCAAAGGGAUUGUUGAUGCACGGCCUCUCUUUGACAUGAUGGCGUUAACUAUGGAGAAACUCCCAUCCGUUAGAGAUGUGGCCCGAUCUACCAUAGGAUCUAUGAUCAUUCUUGCUCACACGUUUUCUUUGGUGUCUUCCAACUUACUUUCUCAGCAGGUUUUUCCCGAAGCACUUCUUGUUCAACUUCUGAAAGCGAUGUUACAUCCAGACCCUCAAGUAUGUGCGGGCGCUCAUCAAAUAUUUUCUGCUCUAAUCAUCCCGAACUCCAAUCAUACAAAGAAAUGGCAAUCACACGAAACAUCUGCAUAUGCCUCCGUCACCGUUCUUCUCGAAAGGCUUCGCAAAGAAACAGAUGGAACCAAAAUCGAGAAACAAGGGAUAACAACCCAAGAUGAUUCUAAUAAGGACAUUGAAUCUGCCGAGGAGGAAUGGAAGAACGGUCGAGCUCAUAGAAGUUCGCCUAGUUUUCUCAAACUAAGUUCAAUUGUUGACAAGACUAGCGGAAUGACUAACUCGACUGAGGGGGGACCAUCUGUUAUGAAAUUUAAUGAAGACCAGAUAGCCCAGUUAUUGUCUGCCUUCUGGGUACAAGCUAACUGUCCAGAUAAUCUUCCUUCAAACAUUGAAGCCAUUGCUCACUCUUUCUGCUUAACGCUUAUUUCAGUGCGGCUUAAGAGUCCAAAUAACAAUUUAGUUGUUCGCUUCUUUCAACUUCCUCUGUCACUUAGGAACAUGGCACUGGACCCUAACUAUGAUACUUGGUCUCCGUCAUACAGAAGACUUGUUCUUGUAUUAUCAACUGCAAUGUUGAUGUUUGCAGCAAAAAAUUAUCAGAUUUCUGACUUGCCUUUGGUGGAAUCUGAUGUGAGUUUUGAAAUUCUUGCAUAUUUUUCUUUCUAUUGUGGCACUCAACCUGUGUCUACGGUACAGAUUGAUCCGUAUGUUGGCAUCAGUGGUGAUUACCAACUAUACUUGAAGCCUCGAGCAAAUCUGAAGAAAUUUGGCUCUGAUGCUGAUAAUCAAGUAGCUUUGGCUUCGUUAUCUGAAUUAGGAGAUAAAUUAUGUGAUUCAGACGAGGUUCUUGUGAAUGCAAUAGCUCAGAGCUUGUCAUGCACAUUUGAGCUGGAGGUAAGUGAUCUCGUUGGACAACUUUUGGAGGCCUUCACACCCGACGAUGCUUUCGUGUUUGGUCCACAUUCCUUGGUUGAUUUUAGUUACCUUGAGGAUAUUAUGAAUUCUAGUGAAUCUCUGUCUUCUGACAUGGAUUUUGCAACAAAUUCCGCAAUUGAUGACGCACAGAGUGAAUCCUCUGUUACUGAUCUUUCUCGCUUCAUUCCCAAAUUGCCUGUAUCCCCUUUGACGUCUCAUGUCAUUGGCGUUGGGCAGCUUUUGGAAUCGGCACUUGAAGUUGCAGGUCACGUGGCUGGAUCAUCUGUUUCAACUUCCCCACUUCCAUACAGCAUAAUGGCUAACCAAUGUGAGACUUUCGGCACAUGUUCAAGGCAAAAGCUGUGUAGUUGGUUGUCCUAUGAAAGCAAUCACUACUCGACAACUUUAUCUUCAAAUACAAACUCGGAAUCUAUGAAGAUGAGCGACGGUGGUGAUGACGACGACGAAAGGGAGAGUGGGCAGCCAGCAGAACCGUGGUUGGCUCUGAGGCUCCCGCCAGCUAGCCCGUUUGAUAACUUCCUCAGAGCAGCCAGAUUCUAGAAUGUAGCCAUUAUUGUAUGUAUUUGUAUUGCAGAAGACACCACUUAUUCGGAUCUUUAGGUUUAGGUUUCUUGUAUGUUGUACUCUAAUCUUCUUUAGUUUCUUUGUGUGGAUUUUGAAUAUGAAA
This is a messenger RNA of Impatiens glandulifera, 3414 nucleotides long. Its product is annotated as protein SEMI-ROLLED LEAF 2. The record is from RefSeq and is a predicted model, not a curated record. NCBI's taxonomy places the organism in Eukaryota, Viridiplantae, Streptophyta, Magnoliopsida, Ericales, Balsaminaceae. The transcript has 19 exons. Bases 279 to 3287 code for a protein of 1002 amino acids.